GCGACAAGCACCUCUGACCCGACCGCCUUCGCACCGGAGCCUCGAUCAACUGCCAUCUUGAUCCGCAGGCUUUCCCGUACAAUCAGUCGCGAAGCUCUCAACAGCAUGCUCAUCUUUGCUGGCGACUUGCUGGAUACCACUCUGGUGCAGUCACCGUAUGCCGAAGACAUCGGCUUCGCGACAGCGUUCGCGCGCUUCCGGUCCGAAGCUGGCGCGUUCGACGCUCAGCAAAAGCUCCACGGCAAGCCGAAUACCACAAAGGAGGCGAGCAUGAUAGUGGAGGUCCACAACGCGGGCAGGGCUGCAUCUUUCGAGAGGCGCAACACUAUCGACGGCCUUGCCAAUCGUACCCAGAACAGCUCCACAUCAUCCGGUGGCUCUGUGGGUGGGCCCCCUUCUGGCCGUGCUCGAUUCGGAAGCUCUUUUCAGUCCGAGGGCGUGUCACCGCCCGUUCCAACACCGGGAUCGGGCGGCAGCGGAGACUUCCCGGUACCUGAGACAAGCCCACACUUCCAGAAACUGUUCUCACCGCAGUCGCCUUUGACGAACGGUGUUCACCACGACCACCGUAUUUCCGGCAAGGCAACGAUCAAUGACGACUCGGUGGAUGAUGAGACUGGCCAGCUCCUGAAUGAUCCAGUUGGGUACGCUCGUAACGGUCCGCAAGCAUUUCUACCGACUACGAACCCGGAUGUGCUUUCUUCAAGAUUUGGAAGCUUGUCCUUGUUAACGACCAACGGCAAUGCGGGCGGUUUCGGCUCGCCAUCCCCUGCCGCAUUCACUUCGUCCCGGAAUGUCGAGCCAGCGAUGUCACCAACAGCACUAAGUGGAGGCGAGCAGAAUGGUACGCAUUCCUCGACGAAUACGAGGAUGCAGUACCCGCCAGUCAACCCUGCAGACCAGAACCCGCCAUGCAAUACUCUCUACGUCGGCAAUUUGCCCAUCAACACUUCCGAGGACGAGCUGAAGGCCAUCUUCUCAAGGCAGCGCGGAUACAAGCGGCUGUGCUUCCGCACCAAGCAGAACGGACCGAUGUGUUUUGUGGAGUUUGAGGACGUCGGGUUCGCCACUCGUGCGCUGAACGACCUCUACGGCUUCGUCCUCUCGAACAGUGUCAAGGGAGGCAUCCGACUGAGCUUCUCCAAGAACCCACUCGGCGUGCGCACCGGCCAAACCGGGAUGGGACAGUACGGCAGCUCUGCAUCUCAGAACAUGCCACCGGGGCUGCAGGGCGCGGCGAACGGCCACAGCUUCAGCGCGGUAUCUGGCCCUCCGCCAGGCCUUGCUUCGCCGCCGGGCCUCGCGAACAGCCAACCCUACCGCUCGGCGCCA
Molecule: messenger RNA, 1332 nt
Organism: Baudoinia panamericana UAMH 10762
Lineage: Eukaryota; Fungi; Ascomycota; Dothideomycetes; Mycosphaerellales; Teratosphaeriaceae
Exons: 1
Molecular function (GO): mRNA binding
Source: RefSeq, a predicted model, not a curated record